Prunus avium (sweet cherry) is the source of this 753-nucleotide messenger RNA. NCBI's taxonomy places the organism in Eukaryota, Viridiplantae, Streptophyta, Magnoliopsida, Rosales, Rosaceae. The record is from RefSeq and is a predicted model, not a curated record.
AUGGAAAUAGACCGAGCAAAUUCCUCACCUUUCACUGCUGAAAUCGAGCAGGUAACUCCUUCGAAACGAUUCUCAGCGCCCUCUUUCACCUGCUUCAAAGGAGAUUCCGAUCCCGAAAGCCAUCUGAAGCAUUUCAAGAGCCUUAUGAUCCUCUACAAAGCCGAAGAUGCGCUAAUGUGCAAGGUGUUUGCAAUGACUUUGCGAGGAGCAGCUCAGGACUGGUUCCAUACCUUGCCCUCCGGGUCGAUUAGCAGCUUCAAGGAGCUUGCUUAUGUCUUCACCAAAGAGUACACUUCUUACCGGACAAUCAAGAAGAACCCUGACCACUUGUACAACCUGCGCAAGAAGCCUAACGAAUCUCUUCGAGAUUACAUCAAGAGAUUCAAAGCAGAAAAGGCUAACAUCGUAGGAUGCGAUGACCGAAUCGCGUCCUCUGCAUUCAAGAAAGGUCUUCCAGCUGAGCACGACUUAUACCGCGAGCUGAAUAUCACUCCCAGCCAGACUCUGGCAGAGGUCUUCGCGACCGCGGAACGCUACGCUCUCUGGGAUGACAAUCGAAUCGCCGCGAAGAAGUCCACCGAGCAGGAAGAUCAGCCAACCAAGCGGGCAGGCCAAAGAGGCGACAGGUUUAGCAGCAGGGACAAAGAGAAACGUAGGUCGCGCCCACAAGGAGACGCUACGACAAAGGAGAACUACACCAAGUUCUCCAUUCCUAUACAUCAAAUGUUAGCCCAAGUAAAGGACAAACCUUGG